This is a messenger RNA of Mustela lutreola (European mink), 3577 nucleotides long. It is a transcript of the gene MARK4, whose product is annotated as microtubule affinity regulating kinase 4. Gene Ontology annotation, biological process: protein phosphorylation; microtubule cytoskeleton organization; intracellular signal transduction. Lineage: Eukaryota; Metazoa; Chordata; Mammalia; Carnivora; Mustelidae. Gene Ontology annotation, molecular function: ATP binding; protein serine/threonine kinase activity; tau-protein kinase activity. The coding region runs from base 284 to 2542 and encodes 752 amino acids. The transcript has 17 exons. The record is from RefSeq and is a predicted model, not a curated record. Gene Ontology annotation, cellular component: cytoplasm.
GGCCGGCUCCGCGCCCCCUCCCCGGCCCCCGCCCGCCCGCCUGCCCGCCUGCCCGUCGCCCCCAUGGCGCCCCGGGCCCCCACUGCACGGGGCCACUAGGACCCUCGGCGUCCCCUUCCCUUCCUCGCCCUGCCCCCUCUCCCGCGGCGCAAACCCCGGUGUCCACGGCGCCCAGCUUUUGAGCUCGCGUCCCCAGGCCAUCGGGGGGGGAGGGGAAGAGAGGGGACCCCGGGACCCCUGCCCCCCCCAACCCGGCCGCCCAGUCCCCCGGGACCCGGAGAAAAUGUCUUCGCGGACGGCGCUGGCCCCGGGCAACGAUCGGAACUCGGACACGCAUGGCACCUUGGGCAGUGGCCGCUCCUCAGACAAGGGACCGUCCUGGUCCAGCCGCUCCCUGGGUGCCCGCUGCCGGAACUCCAUCGCCUCCUGUCCCGAGGAGCAGCCCCACGUGGGCAACUACCGCCUGCUGAGAACCAUCGGGAAGGGCAACUUUGCCAAAGUCAAGCUGGCCCGGCACAUCCUCACUGGCCGAGAGGUCGCCAUCAAGAUCAUUGACAAAACCCAGCUGAAUCCCAGCAGCCUGCAGAAACUGUUCCGCGAAGUCCGCAUCAUGAAGGGCCUAAACCAUCCCAACAUCGUGAAGCUCUUCGAGGUGAUCGAAACGGAGAAGACGCUAUACCUGGUGAUGGAAUACGCAAGUGCCGGAGAAGUAUUUGACUACCUCGUGUCCCACGGCCGCAUGAAGGAGAAGGAAGCUCGAGCCAAGUUCCGACAGAUAGUAUCGGCUGUGCACUACUGUCACCAGAAAAACAUUGUACACAGGGACCUGAAGGCUGAGAACCUCUUGCUGGAUGCCGAGGCCAAUAUCAAGAUCGCCGACUUUGGCUUCAGCAACGAGUUUACACUGGGCUCAAAGCUGGACACAUUCUGUGGGAGCCCCCCGUACGCCGCCCCAGAGCUGUUCCAGGGCAAGAAGUACGAUGGGCCGGAGGUGGACAUCUGGAGCCUCGGCGUUAUCUUGUACACCCUCGUCAGCGGCUCCCUGCCCUUCGAUGGGCACAACCUCAAGGAGCUGCGAGAGCGAGUCCUCAGAGGGAAGUACCGGGUCCCUUUCUACAUGUCAACAGACUGUGAGAGCAUCCUGCGGAGAUUUUUGGUGCUGAACCCAGCUAAACGCUGUACUCUUGAGCAAAUCAUGAAAGACAAAUGGAUCAACAUUGGCUAUGAGGGUGAGGAGUUGAAGCCAUACACGGAGCCCGAGGAGGACUUCGGGGACACCAAACGAAUCGAGGUGAUGGUGGGUAUGGGAUACACGCGGGAAGAAAUCAAAGAGGCCUUGACCAGCCAGAAGUACAACGAAGUGACCGCCACCUACCUCCUGCUGGGCAGGAAGACUGAGGAGGGUGGGGACCGGGGCACCCCGGGGCUGGCCCUGGCACGGGUGCGGGCGCCCAGCGACACCACCAAUGGAACGAGCUCCAGCAAAGGCACCAGCCACAGCAAAGGACAACGGAGUGCCUCCUCCACCUACCACCGCCAGCGCAGGCAUAGCGACUUCUGUGGCCCAUCCCCCGCACCCCUGCACCCCAAACGCAGCCCAACCAGCACCGGGGAGACGGAGCUGAAGGAGGAGCGCCUGCCAGGCCGGAAGGCGAGCUGCAGUGCUGCUGGAAGCGGGAGCCGGGGGCUGCCUCCCUCCAGCCCCAUGGUCAGCAGCGCCCACAACCCCAACAAGGCAGAGAUCCCAGAGCGGCGGAAGGACAGCACGAGCACCCCUAACAACCUCCCUCCCAGCAUGAUGACCCGCAGAAACACCUACGUUUGCACAGAACGCCCUGGGGCUGAGCGCCCAUCCCUGUUGCCAAAUGGCAAAGAGAACAGCUCGGGUACCCCACGGGUGCCCCCCGCCUCUCCCUCUAGUCACAGCCUGGCUCCCCCAUCAGGGGAGCGGAGCCGCCUGGCACGUGGUUCCACCAUCCGUAGCACCUUCCACGGUGGUCAGGUCCGGGACCGGAGGGCAGGGGGAGGGGGAGGCGGGGGUGUGCAGAACGGACCCCCUGCCUCUCCUACCCUGGCCCACGAGGCCACACCCCUGCCUACUGGGCGGCCCCGCCCUACCACCAACCUCUUCACCAAGCUGACCUCCAAACUGACCCGAAGGGUCACAGACGAACCUGAGAGAAUCGGGGGACCUGAGGUCACAAGUUGCCAUCUACCUUGGGAUCAAACGGAAACCGCCCCCCGGCUACUCCGAUUCCCCUGGAGUGUGAAGCUGACCAGCUCACGCCCGCCUGAGGCCCUGAUGGCAGCUCUGCGCCAGGCCACCGCGGCCGCCCGCUGCCGCUGCCGCCAGCCACAGCCGUUCCUGCUGGCCUGCCUGCACGGGGGUGCGGGCGGGCCCGAGCCCCUGUCCCACUUCGAAGUGGAGGUCUGCCAGCUGCCCCGGCCCGGCCUGCGGGGAGUUCUCUUCCGCCGCGUGGCGGGCACCGCCCUGGCCUUCCGCACCCUCGUCACCCGCAUCUCCAACGACCUCGAGCUCUGAGCCGCCACGGCCCGGGUCCCCUCCUCAUCUUCUCCCUCGUCCCCUUCACCUCCACAGCACGGAGAGGGGUCAGGGAGGGGCAUCUCCCUCUGUCAUCACCUUGUUCCCGCGAAUUCGACGUGGGGACAGAGACUGUCCCUCAUGCUGUUCUCCCGGGGCCACUGGGCAUGAGAGAAGAGUGAGGGGGCUGAGUGAGGGUAGCUGGCCCCUUCCUGGAGCCUCCAGCCGGCCCUGUCCGCCCUCACCGUGCCAGGGGGGCACCCCAGGAGACUUUGGGAGCAGGGCAGGGGGAGAAAGGGAAACUGAGGAAACUCUUCCAUCCCUGCCCCACCCCCACCCCAGAGCUCAAGAAUUAGGCCUUGGGCGAGGGCAGGAAGAGUUGCUGAGCCUAAAGACUGGAGAAUGGGGGCUGGGAGUGGGAGUCAGAGAGGCAGAUCCCUUCCCCUCCCCUCCCCUCAUGCUCCAACCCCACCCCCUCCUUCCCGCCCCAGGCUGGCGCGGGGCACUUUGUACAAAUCCUUGUAAAUACCCCCACACCCUCCCCUCUGCAGAGAUCUCUCGAGGAGCUGCCGCUGUCACCUCCGGUUUUUAAGUUAUUACACCCCCCCUCCUCUUGUCAGCCCCCUCACCUGCAGCCUGUCGCCCAAUAAAUUUAGGAGAGUCCCCCUCCCCCACGCUGACCCCGGGCUUUUCCUUCCCUGCCCUCACCUGCGAGUCAGAGGAGGAGGAGAUGGUGUGUGACUUUUGGGCCAGUGGUUCCUCCUUUCUGAGCCUCGGUUUUCUCAGCUGCAGAAUGGGUGUAGUGGGGGUGUGAGGGUCAAGGAUGACGGCGGCGGAGGGCAGGACAGAACUCGGCCUCAUCCAGGAGGCCCCAGUUCCUAUAUCGGUGCCCCAUUCAUCCACUCACGUGCCCACCCACAUGUUAUACCAGACUCUAAGCCACUUCUUACUCCAGUAGUACAUUUAUUCAAUAAACAGUCAUUGACCUGUGCCUACUCUGUGCCAGGCCCAGUGCUGGACACGGAGACACAUGGA